AUUGACAUGCGAUCACUGGAGUACGCCUUGCCGCCCGACGAGAACCUCAUGUGUCCAAUCUGCCGGUGUCCCUACGUCGACCCUGUUGUGCUUGCAGAGUGUGACCACUGCUUCUGCCGCGAUUGUAUACGGCAGUCCUGGGCAUCGACAUACAACCCAAUGGGUCCUCGGGGAGACUGUCCAACUUGCCGUACGCCCGCUAAGCUUGGCUUGCGUUCUUCUACCAACAGGAUCCUGACGAACAUACUUGAUGAUCUACUGGUGCAGUGUCCAAAGAGCGAAGACGGCUGCACAGCUGUCGUCAAGCGGGGCGAGGUUCUAACCCACAUCAAUAUCUACUGCGGUUACGCCUUGCAGGAGUGCACAGGCGAUGACUGUGAGUUGCCCAUACGACGCAAAGAGGCCCCCCGAGGCUGCCAACACUAUGGUGUAAGUUGCAUUGACUGCCACGAGUCUAUGUACAAAUCAAAUUUGGAACUACACUGGCGAUCGAUGUGCCCGGAUCGCAGAGUGAGAUGCGACCUUUGCAAAGGAGAUGUCUUCUACCGCGAGCUUGACGUGCACAGCAAAGAAACCUGCCCCGCAAUCAGCAUACCAUGUCCUGGCGCUGGGCUCGGCUGUACGAGUCGCAGUAAGCGCUCCCUGGCUGAGGUGCAUGCCAAAAGUUGCACUUUCGCGAAGCUUGCGCCAGUCAUAGCAGCACAGAGCCAACGAAUGGAUGAGCACGAAGCGGCGCAGAGAGUCAUGGGGAAGAAGCUAGAGGUACUGGAGACUGGCUUUGCGGCGAUGGAGCAGAUAUUCGCAGGGCCAGAGUCGGGAUUCCAACCCAACAAUCGAAUGACAGCAAACCCGCUUCCCGUUCGCAGUUUCCACGAAGCGUUACCCACCGAAUUCGACACCGCAUUCCCACCGCCUGCAGCAAACGGCCCAUACACCUCUCCCUUACACCACCUUCUCUCUAUGCAUGAAUCGCUGCGUGACGAGAUGUCCCGCAUGUCGUCUGCCCUUUCCGAGCUUGAUGGCCGCCACAGCAUGGCGACGCUCAACGAGAAUCUGCGCACACGCGAGGAGAUCAGCUACCUAGGCGCACAGGUGGCGGGGUUGAGCCGACAGGUGCAUUGGUUGACUAGCGCGCAGUUGCAAAGACAA
Messenger RNA from Baudoinia panamericana UAMH 10762, 1149 nucleotides. RefSeq lists its product as uncharacterized. The annotation marks the transcript as partial. Gene Ontology annotation, molecular function: zinc ion binding. Lineage: Eukaryota; Fungi; Ascomycota; Dothideomycetes; Mycosphaerellales; Teratosphaeriaceae. The transcript has 2 exons. The record is from RefSeq and is a predicted model, not a curated record.